Molecule: messenger RNA, 726 nt
Organism: Paramecium primaurelia
Lineage: Eukaryota; Ciliophora; Oligohymenophorea; Peniculida; Parameciidae
Source: the annotation of a GenBank genome assembly
AUGAAUAAAUCAAGGGAUUGGAAUAUUGUAGAUGAUGAAUUAAAUAGAAAAUUAAAACAAUUAUAAGAGUUGAAAUCAUCACUUGAUGAUUAAUCUACAGAAUUAUUACUACAAAAUAAAGAUUAAAAUUAAGGUAUAUAAAUGUCUUAUUCAAAAUUAGAAUAUAAUAAUGAUAUCAAUUACUAUAAGGAAUUCUGGAGAUAUUAUAUUCUAAAUGAAAUGACUAUAAAAAAAGUUAAUGAAUUACAUACCUAAAAUUAAAAAUUACAUGAAUUAAUAGUUGAAAUUGAUGUAAUUUAUUAUUGAAAUACCAUAGAAAUUACAAUAAGAAUUACAUUAAGCUUUAAGUUAUCGUCAUAAAAAGAAAAAUAGAAGAACUUCAUAAGAGAUAGAGAAAUCUUUCAUUUGUCCAUAUGAAAAAUGUAAUAAGUAAUAUGGAAGUGAUGUUUCUUUAAAUUUACACAUUAAAUUGAAACAUGAUGGAGGGAAUAAAACAGAUAGAGAAAAAUUUGCUGUAAAAAUCUCUUAUAUUUUGAUUUAAUGUAGAAAAUGAUUAUUGAAGCCUAAUAAAAUGGUGAAACAAUCACUGAUUUGAAUAUUAAUAUCAAAUUUCCUCCAGGAUACUUGGAUGUACAAUUUAUUUAAUUGUAGUAAUUCAAAACUCAAUUUAUGUUAAGUUAAUAAAAUUAGUUAAACUCAGAAAGGAAAUCAAUCGAAUAAGAUUGA